AAAUGUUAGGUUAGUCCUUCAGCUAUUAAGCUCAAGUGUUAUAGCGGGUUUUUCCUUCUUCAAAAAUUCGUUUGUCUGACAAUUACGGUUGCUGAUCAGCUGUAAAAACUAAAAUCAAUUCCACUUGUUGGGUCUGUUACAUGCCUAAUUUAUAACUUUUGCAUUUUCUGUAGUGAUCUAUUGCUGCCUGCUAAUUUCAUAAAUUAUAUACAUUUUUAAUUUCCACCAACAAAUCUUCAUAAAUCGGUUAAAAUGCCUUCUGAAGUAGUACAAAAAGAUAACGAAAUCAAAGUAGAUGCCAAAGAAAUAAUUGAAGCAUUCGAUGUAAAAUCCAAAACUGAAGAAAAUGGUUCCCAAGGAAAUAAAGAACAGAGUAAUGAUAUUUUAGAAGAAUCUAAGGUCGUUGAUGGAUUGUCUGAAAGUGAAAAUAAAGAAAAUGAGGAGCCUAGUGAUGAAGACAUUGAGUUGCAUAAAAAGCGUGCUGAAGAACUUUUAAUUGAUGGUAAACGUCAUUUAAUAAUUAAAGACUUCCAAGCUGCUGCCGAUGUUUUAAGUGAAGCAUGCAACCUUUUUGGUAUUGUAUACGGUGAAAUGGCCGAAGAAUGUGCAGAAGCUUAUUUCAAUUAUGGAUGUGCCCUUCUUGAACUCGGUAAGGAUCAAAUAAGUCCUGUCGGACUUGAAGAAAAAGAUGAGGAAGAAAAUGAAGAUGUUUCUGUUCAAGAACAAAGUUUAACUGAAGCAGAUAAACAUGAUGUAAAUAAUGAAGAGACAAACUGUUCUUCAUCUAAUAAUAUAGAUGAAGUAAAAGACAAGUCGACAAAAGAAGAAAUUUGUGCUGUUAAGAAAAAUAAAUUUGAUAUGUGCAAAACAGUGGAAGAAGAAACGUCUGUUGAUAAACAAGAAAAAUCUGAUGAAGUUGAAGAACAAUUAACUGAUAAAGAAGAGUCUGAUGGUGAAGGAGUUAAACCAGAUGAAGAAGAUAUUGAAGAAGAUGAUGUAAAUGAUUUACAGCUUGCUUGGGAAAUGCUUGACUUAGCUAAAGUAAUUUAUAAAAAUAAAGAUACCGAAGAAGCAAAACUAAAACUCGCUGAAGUAUUAAUGAAAUGUGGAGAAGUUAGUAUUGAAGAUGAAAAAUUUGAAACUGCUAUUCAAGACAUGACAGAAUCCUUAGAAAUUCGAAGAUUAUUGUUGCCAGAGGAUAGUCGUAUCUUAGCUGAAACUUUGUUUCAAUUGGGUAUUGCACAAGAAUUAGGUGGAAGUGGUGAACGAGCGAUUGAGUUGUUAAUGGAAGCUGCAGCUGUUUUGGACCUAAGAAUUAAAAAUUUAGAAAAAUUGACCGAUAACAAUGAUGUAAAGGAAGAAGUGGCUGAAGUAAAAUCCAUUAUUCCUGAAAUCCAGGACAGAAUAGUUGAUAUCAGAGAACGUAAAAAAGCUGCAGUGAGCGCAUUAUUGGCAGCUGUAGGUGCUGCUAGUGCAUCAAAUUCAAAUGGUGAAUCAUCAACUACCAAAAAAGUAUCCAACAUCAAUCAUUUGGUACGCAAACGACCAAAACAAGAAGAAACCGAUUCAAAAACUCCAAUAAAAAUUCCAAAACUUGAAGAUUCUUUAUCUACAAAUCAAUAACUAAUGUAAAAUACAUUUGAUUAAUUGUAUUUAUUUAUUCCUCUGGUAUAAGAAGUUAGACAUUUUUUUCAUUU
This is a messenger RNA of Sipha flava (yellow sugarcane aphid), 1697 nucleotides long. Its product is annotated as protein HGV2-like. The transcript has 3 exons. The record is from RefSeq and is a predicted model, not a curated record. Gene Ontology annotation, biological process: CENP-A containing chromatin assembly; DNA replication-dependent chromatin assembly. Lineage: Eukaryota; Metazoa; Arthropoda; Insecta; Hemiptera; Aphididae. Gene Ontology annotation, molecular function: histone binding. The coding region runs from base 253 to 1623 and encodes 456 amino acids. Gene Ontology annotation, cellular component: nucleoplasm.